Messenger RNA from Dreissena polymorpha, 3127 nucleotides. RefSeq lists its product as uncharacterized. The transcript is spliced from 6 exons. Gene Ontology annotation, molecular function: protein binding. The coding region runs from base 136 to 1296 and encodes 386 amino acids. The record is from RefSeq and is a predicted model, not a curated record. Lineage: Eukaryota; Metazoa; Mollusca; Bivalvia; Myida; Dreissenidae.
GACUGCUAUUGAGACGACAUUUCGUGCUGUAAGUGGUCAUAACUGAUUGAAUGUGUUGAAAUUUAUUUUGAAUUGCGUUACAAAAUACGGUUUUGUUUGGUUUCUAGGCAAAACGUAUAAGCAUCCUAGUUCAGUAUGGAAGAUAGAAACGAACAAUCAAACUCAGCAUUACAAAACCAUGAUAAUUUGGAUUCUGAUGAAUCCUUUGAAUCAUUAUCGAGAGGUAUAACAGACGGGCUAGAUGCUUCUGGUAAUGCAAAUAAUUAUACAUCUGUAUCUGUAAAAAGGCCAAGACUCUUAGAUUUGUCAGAUGAUGAAACAUCCACUGAACUCGGUUCAAUCAGCAACGAGAAUCGCUCGAAUGAGAUUACAGUUGAACAACGUUCUUUACAAGAUGCUUUUACAUGCGCCGAGAUACAAAAUGUAGGCAAUUUGGGUGAUUCCAAAAGAGCUCUUAGUUGUGAACCGUGUGAAAUUCAAGGCAAAACUUCUCAGGCUUCGACGUUUUGUCCGAGUUGUGAAAAAGAGAUGUUAUGCGAAAUCUGCUCAACAAUACACAGGGUAUUGCCUAUUACGAAAUCACACGAUCUUCUGGUUAUUUCCGAACAUCCUGCAUACAAACAGAUGGAGAAUGUAGAUAUCCCCUCCUGCGGUCUCUGCCUUUUGCAGAACGUUGGUAAUGAAGCAAGUGUCCAAUGCAUGCAGUGUGAAACGUUUCUCUGCGAUGCAUGUUCCAAACAGCAUAAGGCUCAAAAAGCGACCCGCUCACACAAACUAACAUCAAUUGUGAAAACAAUCGACCGGUCACAUGUAUCUUGCGCCGACCACAACGAUAGGGAAUUAUCUCAAAAGAAUGUUGUAUCUCCAGACACAAUGAAGUUGAAACAACCGGGUCGACCAGAAGCUUUUGAUAUUACUUCUGAUUCUUUGACGCUUUCAUGGACAAAACCUGCCCUUCAAGCGGACGGGGAUUAUUUUCAAAUAGAAUAUAAAGAAUUAAUACAAGGGUCAAAGUGGAAAACUUUUACCGGGGAAUUUACUGAAUCAACGCAAAUUCUGACGAAUUUAAAAUCAGAAACAGAGUUUGUAUUUCGGGUACGGGCCCUUCAAUGCGACGGUGAAGGUCCGUAUAGUGAAGAAAGUGCGGUUGUCAAAACGCACAUUUCCACAGCCUCUCGUCUGAUUGGUUUCUCCGUCCGUCUUGAUGAAGAAACCACGUCACCGAUUCGGUAUGCCUUGCCAAUGUGUGAAGUUAAAGAGGCAAGAAAUAGUAGGGCUAAGACACGAAAAUUCUAAGUGGGGUCGCCAUCAGGCACUGAUUGGAAGGAAAAGACCUUGCCGAUGAUAGGAGAGACAGGGACAGGCAAGAGUACCCUGGUUGAUGGAAUGGCCAACUACAUACUUGGAGUAGCAUGGAGUGAUCCGUUUAGGUUUAACAUCGUAAAUCUGGAGGAAGAAGAGAAACAAAAGAUAAGAAAUCAGGCCGUGUCUCAAACAGAGUGGAUUACCUGCUACACUAUUCACCCUCAAGCGGGAAGCAGACUUCCGUAUACAGUCAACAUGAUCGACACACCAGGCUUUGGUGAUACAAGAGGACUUGAACGAGAUCAGGAAAUCGUGGAACAGAUUCGAGAGUUAUUUUCAGAAAAGCCUUCAAAGGGUGUGUUAUAUAUUGACGCAGUUUGCUUCCUAAUUAAGGCACCUGAUGCACGUCUUACGCCAAUUCAGAGCUAUAUUUUUCAGUCCAUCAUGUCGUUGUUCGGAAAAGAUAUAGAAAACAAUAUAUGCUCUCUGAUAACAUUUGCGGACGGUAUGGAUCCUCCAGUUUGCGCAGCUUUGAAUGAGUCGGGAUUGCCGUUUGGAGAACGUUUUACGUUUUAUAAUUCUGGUCUUUUUGCAAAAAAUACGGGUCUGUCUCAAAGCUGCCUGUCGCCAAUGUUUUGGGAAAUGGGGCUCGUGAGUUUCAGAAACUUUUUUAAGCAUCUCGAUACCUUAGCAACAAAAAGCUUGCAGUUGACGAGCGCUGUUCUGUAUGAACGAAGUCGCUUAGAAGCAACCAUCCAAAACCUCCAACCAAAACUUGAUAUUGGUAUCAACAAAAUAAAUGAAUUAAAAGCUGUUUGGUUGGUAAUGGUCUAUAAUUAAACACCAUAUGUUAGAAAGAAUAUUUCGAUUGUUCUUUGUGUGUGAAAAUUAACUUAAGAUACUUUCAGUUGGAAAAUAUGCUGGACUUAUGCACUCGAUUUCUAAAAAGGUGUAUUCAUAUUGUUCGCUGUAAACUUUAUUUUCCAUCUAUCACUUAUCAUUAUCAAUUACAGUAUCGCAGUUUAUGCAGCCUGGCAAGUAUAAAAUUGUGUUGUUUUUACGGUAUUCACGAAACUAUGUCAACGAAAAGUGCCUAUAAGGGACAAUAUUUUUGUUAACCCGAUCGCACACUAGCAGUACGGCGUCGAUAUGAAUAACCCACGAUUUUUCUCUUGUAGAAGUAGUUGUAGUAGUACAAAUAGUAAUAGUAGACAUAGAAGUAGACGUAACAUAAGAAGUAGUAGUAGUAGUAGCAGUUAUAGAAGUAGUAGUUGUUGUAGAAGUAGUAGUAGUAGUAGUAAUAGUAGUAGUAGUAGUAGUAGUAGUAGUAGUAGUAGUAGUAGUAGUAGUAGUAGUGAUAGUGGUGUUAGUAGUAGUAGUAGUAGUAGUAGUAGUAGUAGUAGUAGUAUAGUAGUAUUAGUUGUUGUUGUUGUUGCUGCUGCUACCGGUGUUGUUGUAGUGUUAGUUUAAGUUUGAAUAAGGUUAUUGUGUUUUCAUUCUGCUCUUUUAAAUGUUGUUGUUAUAAUGUUCUUUUUGUUCGUGCGUGUGUGUUGUAUUUCGGGAUGUGGUUGUAUGUCUUAUUCUAUACUCUCUGCACGAAAUUGUUCAAGGAAAGUGACUAACUACCAUUUGACCUUUGACCUUAAAUUGUGUUAUCUUUGUGUUUUUUCACAGAAUAUAUAUCAAACUUAAAAUACAUUAUUUAUUUAUUUAAAUACGUAUUAUAUUUUAUUCCGAAUACGAACUUAUCCAUAUAUUAUUUUAUUAAAUCAUUUGUUAUUUCUGUCACAAGUUAUGUACAACAAGUAGCGAAUCGUAUAGC